Symbiodinium natans is the source of this 780-nucleotide messenger RNA. The record is from the annotation of a GenBank genome assembly. Lineage: Eukaryota; Dinophyceae; Suessiales; Symbiodiniaceae.
AUGUCGACGCAAGCUCGCUUGAUGCCCGCUGCCACUCCAACGGGCCGCAUCAUGGUAGUUCGCAGCAGGAGGAUAACAUUGCUGGCUCGCCUGGUGGCCGUCGCUACUGGUGCAUAUUUGACAUGCCGAGGAACCACUUUCGUUGGCACCUGGCGGGCUCGGUGCACCUUGUCUGUGCCGAGUCCUUUCUUGUCCGCGCAGUGCGCUGGUGUUGCCCGCGGUGCUCGCGGUUCGCAGACUGAGUGCACGGGGAGCCUGGAACAGCUUGCGUACAGUGCUUCGGCAGCUGGACUGGCGCUCCUGUUGGGCUUUUUUGUCAUGCAGGCGCCUGCACGCGCUGAGAGCAAGAGGUUGGUGGGCGAGAUCCCCGCAUCCGGGUUCAUCUUUAAGGACACGAUCAAUGUGGAGGCGUUUGAAGACCCCAAGGUUUCUGGUGUGUCGCUUUACAUCUCGGAUUUCUCUCGAUCGAUGGCCGAUCGGGUUAGCAAAGGCGACUUCUUUUCAGAUCCAGGGGCUGCGGGCCUCACCUGCGCCAAGAAUGGCCCUGUGAAAAUCUCACCAGAUCUGAAGCCUAGCAAAGAGGGCGAAGACGUGUUCUCGGAAUCGCGCGCGAUUCUCUUCAAGACCUUGAAAGUCAAACGCAUAUACGAUGCCGAUGCAAAGAACAUCCUGUAUGUAGCUUACACGGAGCGGGUUGACAACAACAACGAUGCCAACAAGAGCCGCUUCAAAAGUCAAGUCUGUGCAGUUCACAUUGAUGGAGUGAGGGACAAGGCCUAG